Nezara viridula (southern green stink bug) is the source of this 159-nucleotide messenger RNA. Lineage: Eukaryota; Metazoa; Arthropoda; Insecta; Hemiptera; Pentatomidae. The record is from the annotation of a GenBank genome assembly.
AUGUGGUACUUAUUUUAUCAAGACAGCAACAAAAGGCAUUACAGUUCAUUGAACUCUUGUUGGAAAACCCUUAUUUGGAAAGUAAAUGGGUUUAGCAGGUUGACGAAAUGUUUUAUUGAUGCUAGUCGCAUACCAACAAAUAUAACGAAGAUUUUAUAA